ACAAACAAUAUAAAUUUCGCCACUGGCAGUUAUAAUUUUAAUAAUACUAUAUCUAUAGAUAUUCGUACUGAAAGUAUGGCGUGAGUGUUGUACGAAUGGGCGUUACAAUAUAACUACCGUACAGUCGGUACAGUCGCACAGAUGCCAAAUAAUUGAAAUAAACUGUUUGCGUGGUGCUUUUGUCCUUUUUAUUUCAUUUUGAUUCCGACAUUUGACAUUUUAAUGAUCUGGAAGCACCUAGUUACUGGAGCGGAUCUGGACAACAGAAAUGGCUCGUGCACCUUGGAUGAUUUUCCUCCUUGUUGUCGCUUGUUUAAUUUCUCUGAUUAAUUUUUGGGUCAGUAACAAGGAAUAUAUAUUCGCCCAGCAGGACCUUGAUUCUAUUGCAAUGAAAUACAAAGGCAAAGAUAUCCAAGAUUCUUUCGAAGAUGUGGUUCGCGAUCUGAAAAUACGAUACGGGUUCCACAUCCUCGAAGCUUCUCCUACCGACUUCUUCCUGAUGAAUGCCGGCGGUUGGAUGGGUCAAGUGUGUGCGCUGCAUGUAUCGCUAACCGAGUAUGUCCUGAUAUUCAGCACUGUGAUGGAAACACAGGGUCAUUCUGGCCGAUAUUGGUUGAACAUCAGUGAUUUCGUAAUUAAUGGAUGGAUGGAGCAAUGGAAGGAAAAAACUUUUGAAGCGAAAAAUUUUACAGCCGGAACAACUGUUUACCAUCCAUGGCUUACUAGCGCUGGGGUGAGAUUUGGGGCGAAUUCCUGGUUUUUGGAGUACGGGCGCGGUUUUGUGCCUUCUUCGAUAUUUUUUGCGUCGGCCGAUGUGUUAUUCUCUACGCACGAUUUCGUUGCCUGGUGGGAAAUGAUAUGCUCUUUUGGCCGGGGAUUUGCAAGGGAAGGCUUCAUAGCAGUGGAAGAAUUUCUCAACCAGUAUCGGGAUUAUUACUAGAUUAUCUCGUAGUUCUGAAAUCCUGUGAUCCUGACAUUACUUAAUGCUGUUUCAAGUUUCAGCUGCUGAUUUUGCUGGGAUUCGAAGCUGGUUGCACAGCGUGAUGUGAGUCGCGAUUUUCAAGAGCUGUAACAAGUUGCACACACCUUUUGGAAAACUGACAGUGUACGUUUUAUUUUUUUAGAUUUUGUAACCAUCAAAGUCCAGACAUCAGUACUGUACCUUAAUGCUAUAAGCUGUCACGGUAUUUCUGUACUUCCAGUCUUACAAAAAUGCGAUGUUUGAAAAUAAAAUCA
Messenger RNA from Paramacrobiotus metropolitanus, 1236 nucleotides. Its product is annotated as sigma non-opioid intracellular receptor 1-like. The record is from RefSeq and is a predicted model, not a curated record. The transcript is spliced from 5 exons. Lineage: Eukaryota; Metazoa; Tardigrada; Eutardigrada; Parachela; Macrobiotidae. The coding region runs from base 269 to 940 and encodes 223 amino acids. Gene Ontology annotation, cellular component: endoplasmic reticulum.